AUGAAGCGGAGAACACCCCUUCUCCCCAGACUUCGAUGCUUCACGCUGGCAUCAACACCCAACAUGCCCGACAACUCGGUGGAUCCGACCCUCCCACCACCUGCAGUACGCGAUAUUCUUCGCGUGGGUCUCAGCGCUAAAGAGUACCGGAUCCUUCACGAGACCCUCCUGAAACGCGCCCCGGCUGUCCAAGCCAAACUCCCAUCCCCAUCGCGAUUCGAUGCCAUCGUCCGACCCAAGAACCGACAUAGCGAGGCCGCUAUCCGCGCAUCGCUGCGCGUCUUUGUCGGCUCGGGGAUUGCCUUGAAGUUGGCCGAUCUCCUGAUUUCUCGAUUCCAAGGCGCCACAGAAAAGAAGACCCGCACUCCACUCCUCCGCUCUCCCAAGUUCCGCCUCUCAAUCUCCCUAUCUCUCCUCCUUUUCAUCCACCGCCUCCUGUAUCGCUUCCUGGUCCGAUUGCGAGCCAACCUUCGCACCGAUGAUGCGCAGCCUUUCAGAGAGCGCAACCCGCGCAUUUCACGUGCAUUGACCUCGCGCUAUGCUCCGGCCAUUGGCGCCAGUUUGGCGGGUUUUGCUCUGGGUAUCGCGCCCCAAGAUCAGCUGCGACUGACUGCAGCGGUCUACACGGGAAUGCGAAGUUUGGAAUUCUCGUUCAAUUUCAUUGAUUCCAAGGGUUGGUUGGGUAAACGCCCAGAGUGGUUUGGCAGCUGGAUGUUGAUGCCCGUUGCGUUUGCGCAACUUUUCCACGCCUUUGUGUUCGACCGGGAAACGACACCCACGUGGUUUGGAAAUGUCAUUCUCAGACUCUCACCCAGCUAUAUUCAAAGCCGACCGGAGGCGCUUCCGGACCACGUUGCAUGGCCCGAGAAACAGGAGAUAGUGGACUCUCUGGCAUCCAUUGCUAGUCUACGCUGGCCAGCCUUCGUUUCUCCCAUCCUACACCCUAACGACCCUACCACUUUGCCAUCUUCCGUGUCGUCCAUUUCGCCAAUCACCGGCCCAGCACACCCCGCAAUAACGAGCUUAUCAUGCGCUCUUUUGCACCCCAACCUGCCAAAUUGCAGUACGGCAUUCCUACACCAUAUUCUUCUUUCUGUGCCGAUACUCGCGCGGUUCGUUACCUCCGUCACUCUGGCCCUGUCAAUCCCGAAACUCAAGAGCCUCAUGCUUGAGCCCAUGUCAUCGAUCAAUGAUAUGUCCAAGCGCAUAAUUAAGAUGACAGCGGUACUGUCCGUUGCCAUCGGGUCCGCCUGGGGUAGUGUUUGUCUUUUGAACAAGAAUCUACCGCGCUCCACGCUGCCCACCAAGCGUUUCUUUAUCAGCGGAGCACUGGGCGGCCUGCCAUUCAUGUUCCUGGGAAAUAGUCGUACCACAUUCCUCUACUUUUUCCGGUCCGCUAUUGUUUCCGCAUACAAGACCGGAAUCAAGCGUGGCCUUUGGAAGGGAGGGAAGGGCGGUGAACUACUCCUAUUUGUCCUCUCCUGGGCGUUGAUGGGCUCGAUCCUCGAGGCUAACCCUCACGCUGUGCAAGGCGGCGGUCUGCGUAAGGGGCUGGCCUGGCUGAGAGGUGAUGGAUUCGCUGACCCGGUGGAGGUGAAGCGCAAACCGCGACGGGAAAAGAAGCCCGGUAAUGAAUAA
Molecule: messenger RNA, 1638 nt
Organism: Penicillium olsonii
Lineage: Eukaryota; Fungi; Ascomycota; Eurotiomycetes; Eurotiales; Aspergillaceae
Source: the annotation of a GenBank genome assembly